GCAUGCGCACGCGCUGCCCGCCGACGUGUACGACCAGCGCCAGAGCGGCCGCGUCAACGUGUACGUGCGCGUCGCGGACGCCGCACUUGUCGCCAUGCUGCCCCACGGCACACUCUCGGAGCUGAUGGACGAGAUGUACGACGAGUACGAGGACCCGGAGGACCCCGUGGCGAGCGACGACGACCCGCCGGCCGACUCCCCGCCGGAGGCGGAGACGACGACGACGACGUCGACGACGACGACGACGACGAUUCUUCAAAACUCAGCUGCGACGCCUGCCAUCGGCAACGCCACGUGCUCGGAGGCUCCCGCCAGCACCACCACCACCGCCGCCGCCGUCCCAUCCGCCAGCACCACGACCCCCGCCAGCACCGCCAGCUCCAGCACACCGGCGAAGCGCAGACGGCGCUGCAGGGACGGCUUCUAUCGCAACCAGGCGGGCCGUUGCGUCCGCCUGCAGUUCGCGCAAAACGGGUAUAAACUGAGAGUGCUGCCUCUUACCUUCUCUUAACCGGUGCCAGAAGAAGUCUCCCAGGCGCAGACUACGCUACUCCAUCGCCGCAGUCCGCAGAUGCGACAGCCACAAACGCGCUACAGCUCGGCGGUCUCCUGUUGACGCCGUGCCUGUGGCAGCAGUCUGCAGUUGUGUCGCAUUUUCAGACUGCCACAGUCGCGCAGUGGUCGUGCCAAAACUACAGUACAGACGACCGCUGACCGACUGGUACACAUAUGUGUUUGUAUCAACAGUAACACUUAAGUGAAAGUCUCAUACCAUUCAUGUAAGCUACACUAUCUUCAAUAUUGUACUACACAUUACACUGAACAUGUAUACAUUUUCUCUUGAUACUUGUUUAUUCGUUCACACAGUAGCCAACUGAAAGUAUCCAAAAUUGUGCGUAGGGCUCCUUUGGUGCAGAAAUGCCAGUUGAUGUAUAACGUACUCCGGCGAAUUUGUAGGUUUAAUAAAAAU
Schistocerca americana (American grasshopper) is the source of this 970-nucleotide messenger RNA. RefSeq names its product salivary glue protein Sgs-3-like. The record is from RefSeq and is a predicted model, not a curated record. The transcript has 4 exons. Bases 95 to 511 code for a protein of 138 amino acids. Lineage: Eukaryota; Metazoa; Arthropoda; Insecta; Orthoptera; Acrididae.